AUGACUUCAUAUCCAAGUUUCUUCAAUUCUUUCUUUUUUUUUUUUUCUUUUGAUUUUCCUUUUCCACAUAAGUGUUUUUCUCUUUUAACAUCUUUUUCCACUUUUUUCUUCUUUUUAUUCUUUCUGGCUUUUUUCUCUUACUUUUUCUCCUUCACUCAUCUGUUUUAUAUCUUUUUCUUCUUAUUUUUGUAUUCUUUUUCUCUUUUUUCUUGUUUCUCUUUUUUUUUUCUUUUUCCUUCUUUUUUUUGCUUUUUUUUCUACUUUUUUCUCUUGCUUUUCUUUAUUCACACACCGUCCUGGUAUAUUUUUUUUAUCUUUUUCUUCUUGUUUUUCUCUUUUUGUCUUGUUUUUCUUCUUUUCUUUUUCUCCUUUUUUUCUUGCUUUUCUUUUUGCAUUUUCUCUUUCUUUUCCUCCUUCACUCAGAUUUUCUUGUUUUUCUUUGUUUCUUUCUUCAUUUUUCUUUUCUUUUUCCUCCUCCACUCAGGUAUGUUUUUUUUCUUUUUUUCUUGUUUUUCUCUUUUUUCUUUCUUUUUUAUCUUCUUGUUUUUUUUUUCUGAUUUUUCUUUUCUAGUUUUUAUUUAUUUUUCUAUUUUUUGUUUUUCUUAUUUUCUUUUCUAG
Acanthosepion pharaonis is the source of this 618-nucleotide messenger RNA. The record is from the annotation of a GenBank genome assembly. Lineage: Eukaryota; Metazoa; Mollusca; Cephalopoda; Sepiida; Sepiidae.